CCAAAGCAGAAUCUGUUUCAUAACAAUCCGGCAGCGGCGCACGGCAACACAAGAAGCCAGCAGAGUCUCGAAGGAUUUUAUGCUGCUCGCAGCAUCUUUGUUCCUGAUACGUGCAGUGUAAAUUGAGUGUUUUUAAAAAUUUCUAGUUCAUAAGUUUAAAUUUUGUGUUAGAAUGAGUGGGCAGAUGAUGCGACUCGCCGGCAAGCGGUACAUUUCGAUCCUUAGCCGCGUAUGGUCCGGAACAAACGGAGCAGCUAAAAAUUCGGAAGAUGCCCUCCGCAAAACCCUUCAGAAUAAAUUUCCACAGGCAACGACUGUCAUGGUGAACGAUAUCUCCGGUGGUUGCGGAUCGAUGUACGAAAUCUACGUGGAAGCCGUCGAGUUCAAGGGACUGUCCACGGUGAAGCAACACCGGCUGAUAACGGAAACACUCAAAAGCGAAAUCAAAGAUAUGCACGGCCUGAGGAUACACACAGCGGUACCGGCCAGUGAGUGAAUUGGAAUGAUGCAAAAUGUAGAAAGAACCGAGUAAAUAAACGACGUACGCACUGUGAUCCCUCCUA
Molecule: messenger RNA, 563 nt
Organism: Aedes albopictus (Asian tiger mosquito)
Lineage: Eukaryota; Metazoa; Arthropoda; Insecta; Diptera; Culicidae
Product: bolA-like protein 3
Exons: 2
Coding region: 173-496 (107 amino acids)
Cellular component (GO): mitochondrial matrix
Source: RefSeq, a predicted model, not a curated record